AUGUUCAGAUUAGCCCGUGCCCAAACUGCUCUAGCGAACAAAGCUUCUGUUUCCAGAAGCUUUUUGAGAUUAAACUCUUCUUUCGCUAUCCCAGAAACUCAAAAGGGUGUUAUCUUCUACGAAAAUGGUGGUAAGUUGGAAUACAAGGAUUUGCCAGUUCCAAAGCCAAAGGCUAACGAAAUUUUGAUUAACGUUAAGUACUCCGGUGUUUGUCACACCGAUUUGCACGCCUGGAAGGGUGACUGGCCAUUGCCAGUUAAAUUGCCAUUAGUCGGUGGUCACGAAGGUGCUGGUAUCGUUGUUGCCAAGGGUGAAAACGUUAAGAACUUCGAAAUUGGUGAUUACGCUGGUAUCAAGUGGUUGAACGGUUCUUGUAUGUCUUGUGAAUUGUGUGAACAAGGUUACGAAUCUAACUGUUUGCAAGCUGACUUGUCUGGUUACACCCAUGACGGUUCUUUCCAACAAUACGCUACCGCUGAUGCCGUUCAAGCUGCUCAAAUUCCAAAGGGUACCGAUUUGGCUGAAAUCGCCCCAAUCUUGUGUGCCGGUGUUACCGUUUACAAGGCUUUGAAGACCGCUGACUUGAAACCAGGCCAAUGGGUUGCUAUCUCCGGUGCUGCCGGUGGUUUAGGUUCCCUUGCUGUGCAAUACGCCAAGGCCAUGGGUUUGAGAGUCCUAGGUAUUGACGGUGGUGAUGGUAAGGAAGAAUUGUUCAAGCAAUGUGGUGGUGAAGUCUUCAUCGACUUCAGAAAGUCUAAGGACAUGGUCGCCGAUAUCCAAGAAGCUACCAACGGUGGUCCUCACGGUGUCAUUAACGUCUCCGUCUCCGAGGCUGCUAUCUCCAUGUCUACCGAAUACGUUAGACCAACCGGUGUUGUUGUCUUGGUCGGUUUGCCAGCUGACGCUUACGUCAAGUCCGAAGUCUUCUCCCACGUCGUUAAGUCCAUCUCCAUCAAGGGUUCUUACGUCGGUAACAGAGCUGACACCAGAGAAGCCACCGACUUCUUCACCAGAGGUUUGGUCAAGUCUCCAAUCAAGAUCAUCGGUCUAUCUGAAUUGCCAGAAGCUUAUGAACUAAUGGAACAAGGUAAGAUCUUGGGUAGAUUCGUCGUUGACACUUACAAAUAA
Messenger RNA from Kluyveromyces lactis, 1128 nucleotides. RefSeq names its product alcohol dehydrogenase ADH3 (gene ADH3). The coding region runs from base 1 to 1128 and encodes 375 amino acids. Gene Ontology annotation, molecular function: zinc ion binding; oxidoreductase activity. NCBI's taxonomy places the organism in Eukaryota, Fungi, Ascomycota, Saccharomycetes, Saccharomycetales, Saccharomycetaceae. The transcript has a single exon. The record is from RefSeq and is a predicted model, not a curated record.